Molecule: messenger RNA, 12184 nt
Organism: Rhea pennata
Lineage: Eukaryota; Metazoa; Chordata; Aves; Rheiformes; Rheidae
Gene: MAP1B
Product: microtubule associated protein 1B
Exons: 7
Coding region: 74-7783 (2569 amino acids)
Biological process (GO): dendrite development; regulation of microtubule depolymerization; axonogenesis
Cellular component (GO): synapse; cytosol; neuronal cell body
Molecular function (GO): actin binding; microtubule binding
Source: RefSeq, a predicted model, not a curated record
CCGCCGCCGCCCCGCGGCCCCUUUCUGCCCUCAGCGCCCCGGCGCCGCAGCCGGGCGGAGCGCGGCGCCCGGGAUGGCCGCCGUGGUGCUGGAGGUGGACCCGGAGCCCGGCUGCAGCCUGCCGCCGCCCGCCUGCCCCUCGCCCAGCCUCUCCCACCGCUUCCUCGACAGCAAGUUCUACCUGCUGGUGGUCGUCGGCGAGCUGGUCACCGAGGAGCACCUGCGGCGGGCCAUCGCCAACAUCGAGCGAGGAAUCCGAUCAUGGGACACAAACUUGAUUGAAUGCAACUUGGAUCAAGAACUGAAACUUUUCGUGUCUCGCCAUUCAGCUCGAUUCUCUCCUGAAGUUCGAGGUCAAAAAAUUCUUCACCACAGAAGCGAUGUCUUAGAAACUGUAGUCCUGAUCAAUCCCUCAGAUGAAGCAGUUAGCACUGAGGUGCGUUUAAUGAUCACAGAUGCUGCAAGACACAAGCUCCUUGUGCUCACUGGACAGUGCUUUGAAAACACAGGAGAACUCAUUCUUCAGUCAGGGUCCUUCUCCUUCCAGAACUUCAUUGAGAUCUUCACAGAUCAAGAGAUCGGUGAGUUAUUAAGCACUACACAUCCUGCCAACAAAGCCAGCUUAACUCUCUUCUGCCCUGAGGAAGGGGACUGGAAAAAUUCCAACCUUGACAGACACAACCUUCAAGACUUUAUUAACAUUAAACUCAACUCGGCUUCCAUAUUGCCCGAAAUGGAAGGACUCUCUGAAUUCACAGAGUAUCUGUCAGAAUCAGUAGAAGUGCCAUCACCCUUUGACAUUUUGGAACCUCCAACCUCAGGAGGCUUUUUGAAACUCUCCAAACCCUGCUGUUAUAUUUUUCCGGGUGGAAGAGGGGACUCUGCAUUAUUUGCAGUGAAUGGAUUCAACAUGCUUAUCAAUGGAGGAUCUGAAAGAAAAUCUUGCUUCUGGAAACUUAUCCGGCAUUUAGACAGAGUCGAUUCCAUUCUGCUCACUCACAUUGGAGAUGACAACCUGCCAGGAAUCAACAGCAUGCUUCAGCGAAAGAUAGCUGAAUUAGAAGAGGAACAGUCCCAAGGAUCUACAACCAACAGUGACUGGAUGAAAAAUCUGAUCUCCCCUGAUUUAGGAGUUGUAUUCCUCAAUGUUCCUGAAAAUCUGAAGAACCUUGAUCCUAACUUUAGAGUAAAAAGGAGUGUAGAAGAAGCUUGUUUUACUCUCCAGUAUUUAAAUAAAUUGUCUAUGAAACCUGAGCCUCUUUUUAGAAAUGUAGGAAAUACCAUUGACCCCAUCAUUUUAUUUCAGAAAAUGGGAGUUGGCAAACUGGAGAUGUAUGUGCUUAAUCCUGUUAAAAACAGCAAAGAGAUGCAAUAUUUUAUGCAACAGUGGAGUGGUACUAGCAAAGAUAAAGCUGAAUUCCUGCUACCAAAUGGCCAAGAAGUAGAUAUUCCAUUAUCUUAUUUCACCUCUGUCUCCUCCCUGAUUGUGUGGCAUCCAGCUAAUCCUGCAGAAAAAAUUAUUCGAGUUUUGUUUCCUGGAAACAGUACCCAAUAUAAUAUUCUAGAAGGACUGGAAAAACUCAAACAUUUAGACUUCCUUAAACAACCAAUGGUUACACAGAAAGACCUAACUGGGAACAUUGCUAGUCCAGCUGUGAAACAAGCAAAGUUAAAACAACGAACAGACAGCAAGGAGAGCCUUAAGCCUGCUGCAAAGACACCACCAAGCAAGACAGUCAGAAAAGAAUCUAAAGAAGAAACACCGGAACCACCAAAACCUAGUCCAGCACCAGAAAAGCCUCAGAAAGUAGAAAGCAAGGAAAAAGUUCCAGUUAAAAAAGAGAAACCAGCAAAAGUGGAGACCAAACCUAUAGUGGCAGAAAAAGAUGCAACAAGUAAAGAGGAGCAGUUAGUGAAACCUGAAACUGCUGAAAAACAAGCUGCAGACGUAAAACCAAAAGUGGCAAAGGAGAAACCAGUGAAAAAAGAAGUCAAAGCAAAACCUGAAGAAAAGAAAGAGGAGAAAGAAAAACCAAAGAAAGAGGUUUCUAAAAAAGAGGAGAAAACACCCAUCAAAAAAGAGGAAAAACCCAAAAAAGAAGAGGUCAAAAAAGAAGUUAAAAAAGAGGUGAAAAAGGAAGAGAAGAAGGAAGCUAAAAAGGAAGUGAAGAAAGAAGCUCCACCAAAGGAGGCUAAAAAGGAAGUUAAAAAAGAAGAGAAGAAGGAAAUUAAGAAGGAAGAAAAAGAAGCCAAAAAAGACAUCAAAAAGCUCCCUAAAGAAACAAAGAAGACAGCUACUCCUUCAGCUGAAGCCAAAAAACCAGCAGCAAAGCCUAAACCACAAAAGAAGGAGGAACCUGCUAAGAAAGAACCAGUACCUGCUGGAAAGCCAAAGGAAAAAGGGAAAAUUAAGACUGUGAAGAAGGAGAUCAAAGUCAAUGGAGCACAAGCUGCCCUUGCUGCAGUUGGAGCUGCUACCACAACUGUAGCAACAAUAGCAGCUGCAGAAAUUGCAGCUAAUGGAAAAGAACUUGAAGCUGAGAGAUCCCUCAUGUCUUCACCAGAGGAUUUAACAAAGGACUUUGAAGAAUUAAAAGCUGAAGAAGUAGAAACAAUAAAAGAAACAAAACCUCAAGUUGCACUCAUAGAGGAUGAACUGAAACUCACAGGCACAGUCCAAAAAGAAAAAUUAGAUAAUGAAGGACCUGCUGAGUCCUCUGAUGAAGGCAUAACUACCACAGAAGCUGAGGGUGAAUGUGAGCAGACGCCUGAAGAACUGGAACCUGUGGAAAAGCACAGAGUUGAUGACAAUGAGAAGUUUGAAGAUGAAGGAACUGGCUUGGAAGAAUCAUCUGAAGCAGGGGACUAUGAAGAAAAGGCAGAAACAGAAGAAGCUGAAGAACAAGGAGAAGAUGAGGAGGAAAAGACACCACUGGACACCACAAAACAGUAUAUGGAGGAAGUAAGAAAAAUGGAAGAGAGUUCAGAAGAAAUACUGGCUGAAGCAGAAACUAGAAUUAAAGAUGAAAAAUAUAUUGAAAAGGCAGACUAUGAGGCAUCAGAUGAACGGGCUGAGGAAGACAGGGAAGAAGCAGUGGAAAAGGCAGAAACUGAAGAAACUGAAGAAGAGGAGGAAGACAAAGCAGAAGAUGUCAGAGAUGAAGAAGAGACUGAAAAAAUAGAAGCUGAAGAAGAUUAUGUGAUGGCAGUGGUAGACAAAGCUGCAGAAGCUGGUGAAGUUGAAGAUAAAUAUGGCCUACUCAUAAUUACACCAACUAAACGCUCAGAACCUCAGUCUCCAGCAGUUGAGCCGGCUUCUUCUAUCCAUGAUGAGACAUUACCUGGUGGUUCAGAAAGUGAAGCCACUGUUUCUGAUGAAGAAAAUAGAGAAGAUCAACCUGAAGAAUUUACUGCUACUUCAGGUUAUACACAGUCUACCAUUGAAAUAUCCAGUGAACCAACUCCAAUGGAUGAAAUGUCUACACCCCGGGAUGUCAUGAGUGAUGAAACUAACAAUGAGGAAAGUGAGUCACCCUCUCAGGAGUAUGUGAACAUUACUAAAUAUGAGACAUCACUGUACUCUCAAGAGUUUGGUAGACCUAAGCUCUCUCCACUUCCGGAUGCUUUCAAUGGAUUAUCUGAAGGAUCCAAAACAGAGGCCACAGAAGGUAAAGACUAUAAUGCUUCUGCUUCUACCAUCUCACCACCUUCUUCAUUAGAGGAAGACAAAUUCUGUAAAUCUGCCUUCCAAGAAGUAUACCGGCAAAAAGAAAGUGAAAUCCAGGGCACUGCCAAAUUAGAAAUCAAAGAAACCUAUCCAGAAGAUGUUGGUGGAAAAUAUAGUCCAACCAAGAGUCCAGCUGAGAGUUUGUCCCCUCCAUCACCAGUUGCCAAAACACCACUGAGUGAACGCAGUGUGAACUUUUCCCUCACUCCCAAUGAGAUCAAGGUCUCAGCUGAGCCUGUCUCCUUUACUACAUUGCCUGAUGCACAUCAAGAAGUAGCUGAAGAGCAUUGUGCAAGCCCUGAAGACAAAACAUUAGAAGUAGCAUCUCCAUCACAGUCCGCUGCUGGUAGUGCUGGCCACACACCUUAUUAUCAGUCUCCUACUGAUGAAAAAUCCAGUCAGCUUUCUUCUGAACUCACUGAAAAGUCAGCAGAAGCUCCAGUUAGCUUUGAAUUCAGUGAAGUCAAAGAUGAGUCUGCAAAACCCAGAAUAAGCCCUAUGGAUGAGCCUGUGCCAGAUUCAGAGUCUCCUAUUGAAAAAGUUCUCUCACCUUUACGGAGUCCACCAUUAAUAGGUUCAGAAACCUCUUAUGACACAUUUUUGAGUGCUGAAGCAAAGUCUCCUAUCAGAGAUUAUGAAAGUCCUUCUGAGGGGAAAACUGAAAAGGAAAAAUCACCUGUUCAGAUUAGCCCAACAUCUGAAGCCAGCUCUGUGGGCCUUUUCCAAGAAAAGCAGGAUGAAAAAAGCCUAGAGUUCAUGGCAAUUAAAGAAGGCUUCAGCUUAGAAAGGAAAAUGGAGGAUACAGAGCCCAGCAGCUCUCAGUCUUCACUGGUCUUGGAUGAGCGGAAGUUAGCAGGUGAUCUCUCACCUACUCAAAUAGAUAUCGGUCAGUUUGGUUCCUUAAAAGAAGACACCAAAAUGUCAAUUUCUGAAGGCACUGUUUCUGACAAGUCUGCAACACCUGUUGAUGAGGUUGUAGCAGAAGAUACCUAUUCCCAUAUAGAAGGAGUUGCCUCUGUCUCUACAGCAUCUGUUGCUACUAGUUCGUUUCCAGAACCAACUACUGAUGAUGUAUCUCCUUCUUUGCAUGCUGAGGUUGGAUCCCCUCACUCCACAGAAGUUGAUGAUUCUCUUUCCGUGUCAGUUGUACAAACACCAACAACAUUUCAGGAAACAGAAAUGUCUCCAUCUAAGGAAGAGUGCCCACGGCCCAUGUCAAUUUCUCCACCAGAUUUCUCUCCUAAAACUGCAAAAUCAAGAACACCAGUGCACGAUCUUAGGUCUCCUGAGCAGUCAACUAUGUCAGUAGAAUUUGGUCAAGAGUCCCCUGAGCAGUCUUUAGCAAUGGACUUCAGUAGACAGUCUCCAGAAUAUCCUACAGUAGGCACUGGUAUUCAUCAUAUAUCUGAAAAUGGACCAACUGAAGUAGAUUAUAGCCCUUCAGAUAUACAGGAGCCUACUUUUGAGCGGAAGAUUUCCCCUGUUGAGCAAACAUCUUACUCUCAGGAGAAGGAUAUUUCAGAAAUUAUUUCAGUUUCUCAAAUUGAAGCUUCAUCCUCAACUUCAUCAGCUCAUACACCUUCCCAGGUAACUUCACCACUGCCAGAGGAACCUUUUUCAGGUGCUGUUCCACCCAGAGAUAUGUCACUACAUUCUUUUACCUCAGAAAAAAUGCAUGGCCUGGGAGAAAAGCUGUCACCAAAGUCUGACCUAUCUCCAUUAACUCCAAGGGAAUCCUCUCCUCUAUACUCUCCUAGUUUUCCAGAUUCACCUCCUGCAGUCACAGAAGCAAUGUCAGCAAGUCGCGCAUCAUCAUUGUCACUGCAAGUAUCCUCUGACAAAGCGUUUGGCUAUCAGACUGGUAUGUUGGAAGAACCACUAACAAAGCAUAGUCCAGAACCUUUAGCCACUCCAGAAAAAGAAGAUUCAGAGAAAAGCAGCAGGUCACCAGAAGAACUUAGUUAUUCUUAUGAGGCAGCUGAGAAAACUACAAGAUCACCAGAGGAUAUUAGCUACUCCUAUGAGGCAACUGGAAAACCUACCAGAUCACCUCAGGCCUCAGAUUAUUCCUAUGAGGCAACAGGGAAAACUACAAUGUCACCUGAAACCACAGAUUAUUCCUAUGAGAUAACUGGGAAAACUGUGAGGUCACCUGAGGCCACGGAUUACUCCUAUGAGAUGACAGGGAAAACCACCAGGUCACCUGAGGCUGAAGAUUACUCCUAUGAGACAAUGGGGAAAACCACUAGAUCACCAGUGGCCACUGAUUAUUCCUAUGAAACAACAGGGAAAACCACCAGAUCACCUGAGGCUGAAGAUUACUCCUAUGAGACAAUGGGGAAAACCACUAGAUCACCAGUGGCCACCGAUUAUUCCUAUGAAACAACAGGGAAAACCACCAGAUCACCCGAGGCCACAGAUUACUCCUAUGAGACAAUGGGGAAAACCACUAGAUCACCUGAGGCCACAGAUUACUCCUAUGAGAUAACAGGGAAAACCACCAGAUCACCCGAGGCCACAGAUUAUUCCUCUGAGAUAAUUGGGAAAACCACUAAAUCGCUUGAGGUCACAGAUUAUUCCUAUGAGAGGACUGAAAAAGCUACCAGAUCACCUGAUGCUGUGGAUUACUCUUUUGAUACAACAGGGAAAACCACUAAGUCACCAGAAGCUAUUAGCUACUGCUAUGAGACAACAGGGAGAACCUCCAGGUCGCCUGAGGCCAUGGCUUAUUCCUAUGAAACAACUGGAAAAGCUACCAGGUCACCCGAAGAUACGGAUUACUCAUUUGAGACAACUGGGAAAGCCACCACCAGGUCACCCGAAGCUACUAGCUAUUCCUAUGAAGCAAGUGAACAUUUUACUCCAGGAAAAUCAUUAGCAGAAUCCCGUCAAGAUGUUGAUUUAUGCCUUGUGUCCUCCUGCGAAUAUAAACACCCUAAAACCGAACUUUCACCCUCAUUCAUCAACCCAAAUCCCCUAGAGUGGUUUGCAAGUGAAGAACAGUCUCAAGAUCAAGAAAAACCAUUAACUCAAUCUGGAGGAGCUCAGCCACCUUCUGGUGGAAAACUGCCAGCACGGCAGUGUGAUGAAACACCUCCCACAUCAGUAAGUGAAUCUGCCCCAUCUCAGACUGACUCGGAUGUUCCUCCUGAGACAGAAGAGUGCCCUUCCAUCACUGCGGAUGCUAACAUUGACUCUGAAGAUGAGUCAGAAACCAUUCCAACGGACAAGACAAUUACAUACAAACACAUCGAUCCUCCGCCUGUCCCAAUGCAAGAUCGCAGCCCUUCCCCUAGGCACCCUGAUGUCUCCAUGGUGGAUCCAGAGGCUUUGCCCAUUGACCAGAACUUGGGCAAACCUUUGAAGAAGGACCUCAAAGAAAAGACAAAAACAAAAAAGCAGGGUACUAAGACCAAGUCUUCCUCUCCUGCUAAAAAAAGUGAUGGUAAAUCAAAACAAGUGGCUUCCCCAAAGCCAGCUGUAAAAGAAUCUUUAGACAAAAUUUCCAAAACGGCUUCUCCGAAAAAGAAGGAGUCUGUUGAGAAGGCAACCAAAAAUAUCUCAAAUCCAGAAGUAAAACCUCGAGUGGAAGAGAAGGAUAAGGACACCAAGAAUGCAGCAAAUUCAACAACAUCCAAGUCAGUGAAGACUGCAACUACAGGACCUGCAAAUAGUAAGUUGACAAAAUCAACAGCUGUGCCCCCAGGACCCCCAGUGUACUUGGAUCUGGUAUACAUCCCCAACCACAGCAACAGCAAGAAUGUUGAUGUUGAGUUUUUCAAGAGGGUCCGGUCAUCUUACUAUGUGGUGAGCGGGAACGAUGCUGCUGCCGAGGAGCCGAGCAGGGCAGUUCUGGACUCCCUGCUGGAGGGCAAGGCCCAGUGGGAGAGUAACAUGCAGGUGACCUUAAUCCCAACCCAUGACUCAGAAGUGAUGAGGGAAUGGUACCAAGAGACCCAUGAGAAACAGCAGGACCUCAACAUCAUGGUUUUGGCAAGCAGCAGCACUGUUGUUAUGCAAGAUGAAUCUUUUCCUGCAUGCAAGAUUGAACUGUAAGAACAAGACCAUGCACCACAACAUUAAACUUUGUUUCCAGAAAUUCUUCAAUUUGAAAACACCUUUUCUAAAAAUUCAACUCAUCUAUUUCAACUGCUGAACUAUAUACCUGCCAAAUGCUAUACUGUGUCAAGGUGAUGCAAAUCACUAAUAUUUUUCCGUCUUUGCUGAUUGCUAAGGGAAAUAACAGUAUUCCCAUACUAGGGUUCAAAUUACUGCGAAAAAACAGAUCCAGUUUCAUCUCCGCUGAACAUUUGGAAACCAUGCACUAGCAACCCCAACUGACUUCUGCCAGGUAGAGGCAUUUGCCCUCUAAAGAAACACAAAGAGAGAGAAAGAGAGAGAGGGGUAGGAGGAGAAAGUAAUAAAUAAUUAGAUCUGCAUUAGUCUCAUGGCAAUAGAUGUAUCGCUUACUGCAGUCUGCUUAUACUCUAACAUAAAAAGAAACUUUUAAAUUUAUGUCAAUCUGAGCUAUUGCAAAGGGGGUCCUUACUUUACAGAAUUAAGUUAGCUGGAAAAUAAAAAGAAACGGAAUGUGGCUAGGAAGCGACAUACAACCUAAACACUCAUUAGCAGUUAUCCACUUUAAUUUGAACUCUGCAUACUGACAUGCCAUAACAAUCAUAGACCAAAUAUGCAAGCAGUUUGAACCCCGUUCAGAAUUCGAAAACCUUUCUUUCCACAUGCAGACAUGUUGGUCUAAGGCAUGCUCCCAGUGAAAAUCCACUUACUAAACUCACAACUGACCAGUCCACAUGCUUAAACACCCACGUCAACAGCCAAUUAACUGAAGCAAAAUACCAAAGCAGUUGGGAGUACAUACAGUAGACAAUUUGCCUUAGAAAGUGACUUGAAUGUACAAAGAAACUUGAUGCACUUAUUUUUUAAUGUUGAGACAGCAAGUUUAUAAAACAUCUGUGUAGGAUCAUAGUUACACCAGUAAAGAAGUGUGAGUGUGCAUGUGUGGUACUAGAAGCCUAUCUGACUGGUCAAGCGGCUUGGUGCUAAGAAUUACGUGCGUUAGUUACGUGGUCACUUCAUUGAUGCACCCGGACAGCUCAACAAGGCAAGAGGAGCAUUUUUUCUGAAAGCUUCUUUUGUACUGUGGAAGCAAGAUUGAAGUGGUGUCCAGUAUCAGAGUUGCAAAACUUAGCGAAACAUUCAGGAUGAUGAGAAAGGUCACCUGCGAGUCUGUACAGUAUUCAAUCUUCCUUUGUCUUAUCUUAUUUUGUUUAAUUUAAGAGUGAAUAUGGGAACAAAUGUACAGAUCCUUUUUUUUAGUGCUGCGUGAACUUUUAAUAGAUGAAUUUUUAACAAAAGUUUUCAUUUACAGGAAAAUGCAAAGAAAAAAUUUUCAGGUGAAGGCAAAUUUUUUUAGUAGUUUUAUAAGAUAAAUGAAUAAUGUUGUUUAAGGUUCUGGUGAGAAUGAAUAUUGCGGUAACAUUUAUUGAAAAUAGACAACUGCCAAUACCUUGGGGGAGGCGGGGGGUGCCCUGGUGAUAAAAUUAACCUCUUGAUGAUAACAGAAAUAGAGAUUUGAAAAGCUGAUUGCCUAAUGUUUACAAGGACGUAACCUGGAUUCUCAACCCUUGGAAGAUCUUGAAGGAAGGUAGAAUAAGCAAUGAUAAGCUAAAACAAGUCACAUCUCCCCUUCCUUUCCUCCUUCCUUUCCUCCUUCCUUUCCUCCUUCCUUUCCUCCUUCCUUUCCUCCUUCCUUUCCUCCUUCCUUUCCUCCUUCCUUUCCUCCUUCCUUUCCUCCUUCCUUUCCUCCUUCCUUUCCUCCUUCCUUUCCUCCUUCCUUUCCUUCCUCUUUAGCUCACUUGCAGAGGAACAGCAUAUACAACAGUUCCAUAAUUUAAGGCAGUUUGGAUUUUUUAGUCUCAGAAGCUUUACCCAAGUGAAAAUAUUGUUACGUUGUAGGACGUUUGUGAAUCUGAAUAUGAAGAAGGUGUAAAGGCCUCCAAAAUGGAGAUAUGUGCUGGUCUCUAUGAUUCACCAUUGUGGCUGUUAUUAAGUUUCGUGAAGUAGUGAAUUAUGAUCUCGUUUUAUUUUCUUUACUUAUAAUUUAUUUCAAAUUUGCAUUGAUAGGAUUUUUUUUUAACAGGUAUAUGUUUGCACUCCUAAUUUUUAUGAGGGUUUUUUUGUAUACUGCUUUAGGGCCCUUUAAAUAUGGGCUCUUAAGGCCCAUUUAAUGCUGUGAAUUACUGUUUGUCAGUUGUUGGGGUUUUUGAUUAAUUUUAAAUGUUUUCUUUCUUUUUUAGGUAUCUCUAGCAAUGCUGUUUUAUUUAUUGCUAUACCUUUUAAGUCCUUACGGAUAACUUAGAAUGACUAUGGCACAAAAGGCAGAUGGAAAUGUAUUGUGAAAACAAGCAUGUUGGCUGGGUUCAUAAUCGUUUACUUAAAAUCGCUUUUGUAAUACAUAGUCUUCAAAGUUACAGGCAAAAUAUUUGGCAGAAUAGUUGUAUUAUUUCUACAAUUCUUUCUGCUUUGUCUACUUUCUUAUAUAGGUAAGAUUUCAAACUUUGAGUGGGUGGGAACAGAUUUUCUGAUUCUCUGAGAAAAUCCGAAGCAGUUUGUACCUCCGCUUUGGCAGAAAAUCUGUUUUAAGUAUAGCAGUGGUCCAGAGACUAAUCUCACUUAUGCUGCUGUAAAUCAGCAACAAUUUCACUGCAAUCAGUGAAAGUUACAGUUAUUUGGUCCUACUGUAAAUGAAAUUUGAAUCAAGCCUUAAAUUUCCCCGAGUAGGUUUGUGAUGGCUCAAGUAUUUGUUUUUUUUUUUUUUUUUUUAAAUAGGCAGUUACAGCCAAUCUUAAAAGGUACAUUCGUUUUUUGCUGCUACAAGGAUAUUAAAAACCCAGUCUGGCUGUUCUGAGGUACUGUAAUGCCUGUUCCAUCCAUUCCCUUUUAAACGACAGCCACACCUGGGUGUAAUACGGAUACGAACUCCUCCAUCAGCUCCUCUUGCCCUUAAUGUCUUUCCUGCCUGUGGAACUAACCUAACUGUGCAAGUCCUAGUGCUGCACAAUUAGUUUAGUAACAGUCAUCAAAAUGUACCGUGUACAUUAACGAUGAGUGCUGUUGAUCAGCAUAGAUUUCUAGGAGCAUGGUUUGAUAUUGAUUACUCUAAUUAUAAAGGUUCAAUAUUUGAGUGUGAAGGACACUCCAUUUAAAUGGUGGUAUUAUCCAUAACAGCAUCCCCAGUCAUGAUCUUUGUGCUAUUACUCUACUGCUAAAUAAAAUUCAAUGAAGAAUUAACUUUAGAGAUCACAUCCCACUCCUGAACUUGAACAGGGCCUCUCUUGCAUGCCUUUUCCAAGUCUUGUGGUGGGCCUGGCUUCAUUGACCGCUACUUUUCACUCCAUCUUUCGUAGAAAUCACUUUUGAUUUUUUUUGAUUACCUGACAUACUGUGGUGAAUGGAGCUAACUGUGUAUAUGAAUGUUUUUUUUUUAAUUGUCUAUGAUAGCUUACGCAUUUUAGGAGAGUCCCGGUACUCAUUUACUAAGAUUUAAUCAAUUUUUAAUUGAAUUUUCAAUCCCUCCCACCACAAGCAAGUCUGCUCCAACGAGCACUUACUGUGCAUUUGGGACAUUUCUGUCAUACGCUUCUCUUCGUUCAUCUGUCGCCAGAGGUUCUUGCUCAGUGAUGAUGUUUUGAGAGAAAUAGUAAUUUUGUUGGUCUGGAUUUAUUAGAAAAGGAAGAAGUAUAAUGUUUACACUUGAAAGAAACUGUAAGCUUUCAUCUUUUCACUUCAUAAUUGAACAAAACACUAAAAGCAACUAGGGGUAAGCAUUUCUUAGAAUGCAAUUAUAUUAUUCACCUGGUUUAAAAAUGUUUGCUAUUUAAAAUUAAAAAAAAAAAAAAAAAAAAGUCCGUUUGUUGUGACUUUACAAAAAAAAUCUAAAAAGCUAAAUAACUAAACAAUGGCAUAAAAAUAUUGAAAGAAAAAGAAAAAAAAAGAAGAAAAAAAAGAAAAAGCUUCUCUGCACUAGACUAGCUAGGAGCUCCAGAUGGCAGGAGCUUCCUCUUCAAGACUGGGCUGUAAUCACAACUGUAAAAGAGCAAAUCUGAAGUACGCUUUCACACAUUUGCAUGCAGCCGUUUUAUCUUCCUACCCGUGGAAAGAAACAGUCUUGUUGCUGGCUGAGAAGCACCUCACACACCUCCUCUCUCUUGUUCUGAAUGGUGUUUGUGUCAGUCUGCAGCUGUGUAUGGUAUUAUGUCUUAUAAUCCUGCAUCACUUCUAUUCUAUCCAGUCAUAUCUAAUGUAGAAAAUUAGUUUCCAGUGAAAGUAAUAUGUAGUGCUUUUAUGAUAUUUGUGUGCAAUAUCCCCUCUUCCAUUGAGGAUAUUUGAUGUAAAGGAAACCAACUCAGUUCCACAAUAAAAUACAAAAGUGGUAAA